CACUCAGCAAAAUUUAUAGCCGUUGGAGCUCUCUCACUGUCACUCACUCACUCUCUUCCUCUCUCUCUCUCUGUCUGAGUAAUCCAACAAGAAGAUCAUAAUCUUCAUUUUCAUUCUCCUUAACCCAUUUUAAGCAAAGAAUCCCAUUCCAAUUUUCUUUCAUUGCCAGAUUAUUCAAAAAAAAAAUGAAGGGGGUGAAAGGAAAGCUGUUGAAGAAGCUCAAAUCAAUCAAACAGAUCUCAUCUCUGAAGGCAGAACGUGUUCUUCAGCUGAAAGCCUCAGAUGGGUAUGCUGAUUUUCUCCCAAAGAUUCCAUCUUUCAAUCUACCAACCCCGUUUGUUUCCCGAGAAAAACAUUCCCAGAAAGCUGUCCAGAGCUGCGAAAAUGUGCAGGAGCAGGAGAACAUCAUCGAUGUGUCUGAGCUCAUGAGAGACCUUGAAGAAGAAGAGGAUAUGGAUUCGGAUGAUUACAAUGACAACAAAGAGAACAUAGUGCCAGGUUUGCUGAAAUCUGAAGGUAAUGUAACUAUUUUACAGAACAAGGUCAGAGAAGAAACAGGGUUGAAACAGAGUGGUGGUGGAGUUUUGAAGGAAAAGAGAUCACCAUUGGUGCUAUCAUCAAGAGCUGAUGGUGGUGGUGGUAGUAAAAGGAAAACUCCUAUGUCGGAGAUUGAUAUUUCAUCGUUCCGGCGACCGGAUUUGAACUCCGGUAGCCUGUUUGAUCCUAAUCUACUAGCUGCAUUUGAAGAAGCUCUGAAGGAACAUGCUCUGGUGACAGAAGAACAGAGGAGAGCCAGAGUUGAAACAGAGUCCUCACAGAACAAGGAAGAUGAAGAUGAAGAAGAAAAAGACCCUUUGAUGUUGUUUGAAGAGAAGUGUCCACCAGGAGGUGAAACCACUGUGAUUUUCUACACAACAACACUCAGGGGAAUCAGGAAAACCUUUGAAGACUGCAGCAAAAUCCGGUUCCUGCUGCAGAGUUUCAAGGUUCUGUAUUUUGAGAGGGACAUAUCAAUGGACCAAGGUUUCAGGGAUGAGCUGUGGAGCAUUUUGGAUGGGAAAACUCUGCCUCCAAGGCUCUUUGUGAAGGGAAGGUACAUUGGAGGAGCUGAAGAAGUUGUGACUUUGCAUGAGCAGGGGAAGCUGAAGAAACUCUUUGAAGGGGUUCCAAUGGAUUACUUUGAUGGUGCUUGUGAUGCUUGUGGUGGGGUGAGGUUUGUGCUAUGCUUCAAGUGUAAUGGAAGCCACAAGGUGAUUGCAGAAAAUGAAGAGAAAGAGAGCACUCAGUGCCCUCAGUGUAAUGAGAAUGGUUUGAUUGUUUGUCCCUAUUGCUGCUAGGAGCUGAAAAUAUCAGUUCAUACAUACUUCACUGUUCUAUUUACAGUGAUAGAGUUUAUUUAUACCUUAUCUGCCUUCAUAGAAAUUUGUAUGUAAUUGAAUUUGUGGGAACUGGAUUCCCUUUUUCUGUUUUUUUCCCCUUUGAGUAAGGAUCAUUCUUUAAACAUUUUUUGCAAGUGCUAUUGCAUUGGCUGUUUGUGCUGGUUAUUGGAUCAAUCUAAAGUUGUUCAAAUC
This is a messenger RNA of Lotus japonicus, 1571 nucleotides long. RefSeq lists its product as uncharacterized. Bases 186 to 1337 code for a protein of 383 amino acids. The transcript has a single exon. Lineage: Eukaryota; Viridiplantae; Streptophyta; Magnoliopsida; Fabales; Fabaceae. The record is from RefSeq and is a predicted model, not a curated record.